AUGAAAUGCGGAGGACAGGAGAUAUAUGUGCGGCCAUUUGGUCUCCAUUAUUGCCACCUUAUCAAGUAUUUUGAGAGCAUCAAAGGAGUCAAAAAAAUUAAAGAUGGUUACAACCCAGCAACAUGGAUGUUGGAAAUUACGACUUCAAUGGAGGAAAUAGCUUUGGGUGUUGAUUUCACAACAAUAUACAAGAACUCCGAGUUGUAUAGGAGAAACAAGACAAUUAUUGAACAACUGAGCAAGCCUCCUCCUUCCUCAAAGGACAUCUAUUUCCCAAGUCAAUACUCUCAGUCGUUUUUCAUACAAUGCAUGGCAUGCUUCUUAUGGAAACAACAUUGGUCCUACUGGAGGAACCCACCAUACACUGCUGCAAGAAUGCUCUUUACAGUUGUCGUAGCCUUGACAUUUGGAACAAUGUUCUGGGAUCGAGGAUCUAAAAUUGAAAAGCAACAGAAUCUCUUUAAUGUGAUGGGCUCUAUGUAUGCUGCCAUUGUCUUCCUUGGCCUCCAAACUGUUUCAUAUGUUCAGCCGGUUGUGGAUGUUGAACGAACAGUCUUUUACAGAGAAAGAGCUGCUGGAAUGUAUUCAGCCUCGUCAUAUGCAUUAGCACAGGCUGUGAUUGAGCUUCCAUAUGGUUUUGUACAAGCUGCAGUAUACAGUGUCAUAGUCUAUUCAAUGAUUGGAUUUGAAUGGACUGCCGCCAAAUAUUUUUGGUACAUCUUUUUCACAUACUUCACAUUAAUGUACUACACCUAUUUCGGCAUGAUGAGCGUAGUGUUGACACCAAACCACAAGAUCGCUUCUGUAGUUUCCAUUGCAUUUCAUGCACUAUGGAACCUCUUUUUAAGAUUCCCUAUACCAGGACCACGGAUACCUAUAUGGUGGAGAUGGUAUUACUGGGCAUGUCCAAUGGCUUGGACCACGUAUGGAUUGGUUGCUUCCCAGUUUGGAGAUGUGAUCAAGGACAUGCUUGACACAGGUUUGACAGUGGAAGCUUUUACGACAUGUUAUUUUGCAUACAAACAUGACUUCCUUGCAGAGUUAGCAGUUGGAGUUGUUGGGUUUGCAGCCCUCUUUGCAUGUAUCUUUGGCUUUGCCAUCAUGGUCCUUAACUUCUAA
Molecule: messenger RNA, 1119 nt
Organism: Carya illinoinensis
Lineage: Eukaryota; Viridiplantae; Streptophyta; Magnoliopsida; Fagales; Juglandaceae
Product: pleiotropic drug resistance protein 1-like
Exons: 6
Coding region: 1-1119 (372 amino acids)
Cellular component (GO): membrane
Molecular function (GO): ABC-type transporter activity
Source: RefSeq, a predicted model, not a curated record